AUGUAUUUAGCUAUAAUAACUUUACCUUUAUUAGGAUCAAUAGUUGCCGGAUUUUUAGGUAGAAAAGUCGGAGUUAGCGGGGCACAAUUUAUUACAUGUUCAAGUGUAAUUGUAACAACCUUACUAGCAAUCGUAGCUUUUUUUGAAGUAGGUUUAAAUAACAUACCUGUGUCAAUAAACCUUUUUAGAUGAAUAGAUAGUGAAUCACUAAAUGUUUUAUGAGGUUUCCAUUUUGAUAGUUUAACAGUGUCGAUGCUUUUACCGGUUUUAAUCGUUUCUUCUUUAGUGCAUAUUUAUUCUAUAGGAUAUAUGAGCCAUGAUCCUCAUAAUCAACGAUUCUUUAGUUAUUUAAGUUUGUUCACUUUCAUGAUGAUUGUGCUAGUAACAGCAAACAAUUUCCUACUAAUGUUCGUAGGUUGAGAGGGUGUUGGAAUUUGUAGUUAUCUUUUAGUAAGUUUCUGAUUUACUAGAAUAGCAGCAAAUCAAAGUUCUAUCUCUGCUUUAUUAACUAACAGAGUAGGUGAUUGUUUUUUAACUGUAGGUAUGUUUGCUAUAUUAUGAAGUUUUGAUUAUGCUACAGUUUUUUCAUUAGCUCCUUUUGUUAGUGAAAACAUUGUUACAAUUAUAGGAAUUUGCUUAUUAAUUGGUGCUAUGGCUAAAAGUUCUCAAGUUGGAUUACAUGUCUGGUUACCGAUGGCGAUGGAAGGUCCUACACCAGUUUCUGCAUUAAUACAUGCUGCUACUAUGGUAACGGCAGGUGUGUAUCUUUUAAUGCGUACUAGUCCUUUAAUAGAAUACAGUUCAACUGUAUUAAUAUUAUGCUUAUGAUUAGGGGCUAUAACUACUGUAUUUAGUAGCCUUAUUGGAUUAUUUCAACAGGAUAUUAAAAAAGUUAUUGCCUAUUCUACUAUGAGCCAAUUAGGUAUGAUGGUAAUAGCAGUAGGUUUAUCAUCAUAUAACCUUGCCUUAUUCCACUUAGUUAAUCAUGCUUUUUAUAAAGCAUUGUUAUUCCUAGGUGCCGGGGCUGUAAUUCAUUCAGUUGCGGAUAAUCAAGAUUUUAGAAAAUAUGGAGGGUUAAGACCCUUCUUGCCUUUAACUUAUUCUGUAAUGUUAAUAGCAAGCCUUAGCUUAGUUGCUUUCCCGUUUAUGACCGGGUUCUAUAGUAAAGAUUUUAUUUUAGAGUCUGCAUAUGGACAGUUUUACUUUAGUGGUACUGUUGUUUACUUUAUAGCUACGGUUGGUGCUAUGUUUACGACUUUAUAUAGUGUGAAAGUAUUAUAUAUUACUUUUUUAGGGCCGGCUUUAGGUCCCAUGACUAAUUAUAGUAAUGCACAUGAAGGUAAUUUCUUUAUGAGUUUACCCUUAGUAGUUUUAGCCUUAUUCUCUAUAUUCUUCGGUUAUAUCACUAAAGAUCUUUUUAUAGGUUUAGGGUCUGGUUUCUUUACGGAUAAUUCUAUAUUUAUUCAUCCAACACAUGAAAUUAUGUUAGAUACGGAAUUUGCUGUACCAACCUUCUUUAAACUUUUACCUUUGGGUCUUACAUUAUGUCUUAGUACAUUAGCCAUUAUCAUAUCGGAAUUUUACUCAGAAUUGAUUGUGAGAUUUAAGUACACAAGAUUUGGUUACAACUUAUAUGGAUUCUUUAAUCAAAGAUUCUAUGUAGAAAUGUUCUAUAAUAACUUUAUUACAAACAAAGUGUUACACCUAGGUGGUCUAACAACUAAGGUUUUAGAUAAGGGAAGUGUAGAGCUUAUUGGUCCUUACGGACUAGAGAAAGUGUUAUUAAGCCUUAGCCAGAAUGUAAACAAGCUAAGUACUGGUAUUGUUACUAGUUAUGCCUUGUAUGUAUUAGUUGGUCUGGUUUCUUUUAUGUUUAUUUUUUACUUAAAUGAAAGUUGACAUAGUUUAAUUAUAUUAAUUGGUUUAGGACUCUUGAGUCUAAAUCACAAUAAUCCUGAUUCAGACAUGGGAAGACGUUCUGUAUAA
Sclerotinia sclerotiorum 1980 UF-70 is the source of this 1986-nucleotide messenger RNA. Lineage: Eukaryota; Fungi; Ascomycota; Leotiomycetes; Helotiales; Sclerotiniaceae. The record is from the annotation of a RefSeq genome assembly.